GGCAUCUCCUUUAAAGCAGCUCCUCCUGCUAGACUUCGAUCGGAUGGACGUACCCAUCAUUACUCUAAACAUGCACCUUUGCGGUGCUUGUCAGUCUCUCCGACCUCAUCUAAGGCGAUACAGCAAUGAGUACGAAACAGUUCGGGAUGAUUUCGUUGUCCAUCAGUGGCACUGGUUGGAUAUGAUGCGGUCCUUGGACGAGGGAUGCUUUAUCUGCUCGCUAAUGUGGACUAAUUUGACGUUCGGGAACGACCUUGAAGACCUCGAACUUCUGCGUCCUGCAUCAUACUGCAUCGCGGGCGUGAAUGAGGAAAGUCCCGACCGAUUGGCAAAUGCUUGGAUUAGAUUCUAUUCUGAAUUUCACCCUAAGCAGAGGCACGGAAUGGAGCUCCUGAAAGAACUCAGGUGCUUCUCACUAUCGUCCGACGCACGCCUUCGGUUCCAACUUGAGGUUGAGAAGCAGGCUUCCACUGUACAAGCACUCCAUACAGCACGAGAGUGGCUUCGGAAAUGUACCUCGACGCACGAGAGGUGUAACUACACCUCCGAUAAACACUUCUAUCCAACCAGACUCCUCGACCUAAACUCUGGGAAGCCUGAUCCGCGGCUUCUUGUCACUCAAGAUCAUGCCCUUUCGGAGCCAUAUGCCACUCUGAGUCACUGCUGGGGAACGAAGCCGGUCUUGCGACUCCUUAUGGGAAACAUAGGCGGCUUCAAAGAUAGCAUCCCACGACUAUCGCUUCCAAGAACCUUUCAGGACGCCGUGGAUACCUCAUUGAAGCUAGGUUUCCGUUACCUCUGGAUAGACUCUCUUUGCAUCGUUCAGGACUCGCCUGAGGACUGGAGCUACGAGGCAGCCCAGAUGGAGAAAGUGUAUCGAAAUUCCUCGCUAAACCUAUCGGCUGCAGGGGCUUCCAAUAGUACAGAAGGCUUGUACUUCGUGCGGGAUCCAAAAAGAGUAGGCCCUCCGCCAGAGUGUCCAUCGUUCCGGAAUUUUGAUUGGAGGAAUGAUCGCACCGGCGAUCAAGACCCCACAUGGCACAUGAUCGACGAGGCAUUCUGGGAGCGGAUAUGCCUUAGGUCACCACUAUUUUCCCGGGCAUGGGUAUUUCAAGAGAGGCUCCUGGCGAAGAGAGUGCUACAUUUCGGAAAGGAGCAACUAUUUUGGGAAUGCCGCACCGACGAUUGUUGCGAGACGUUUCCGGAUGGACUCCCCAACACUGUAAAAGACACGACUUUUCUUGUCUCGAAGUUCGCCUAUGAUCAAUUUCAUGGACGCCUAUUCUCCAAAGCGGCUCUAGCCGGGAGGCUCCAAAAAGUACGCAACCAUGAUAUGAAGGCCAAAAUUGAACUUUUUUGGCAGAACAUGGUCACGGACUACACCGAAUGCAAGCUAUCACACAUGGGUGAUAAACUUAUCGCGCUUGCUGGCUUGGCGAAAGACUUUUCGGGCCUGAUCCACGCAGAAGUCGGACCGGACUCAGAUUACCUAGCUGGAACGUGGAGCACCCAUCUUCCUCAUGCAUUGCUCUGGAGAUGCGAAACCAUAGGCUCUCGUCCACCCUACCGUGCCCCGUCCUGGUCUUGGGCUGCACCUGAGGGUAUGAUAACAUGGGAUAACAAUAGAUGGAACCAAGCAUUCACAUACACCGCACGUAUUCUCCACGCCGAAGUCGAACCCGUUGAUCACGGCAAUUACUUCAGCCAAGUGAAGGGGGGAUUCAUAAGGAUUCGAGGUCCAGUUUGGAAACUGAUAUGGAGCGGCAAUCCCCACCGAUGGGUAGUAUACGCAACACCAAUCCAUGAAGACUCUGAUGGGACCUCUGAUGCACAGGUCAAAGAGUCCGAUCUGGAUAUGAACGCGGUAAUGCAGUGGUUCCCAGAUGAGCGUUACGACGUGCACACUGAAGACUGGAGCGAACUUUACGGCAUGCGCAUCGUACGUUACGAGGAUCCAUCGAUCGAGACCCAUUGCAUGCUUAUCCUCAUCCCCGAUCCAGAUGGAAAGCCAAAUGCAUAUCGUCGCGUGGGAAUAGGGUUCUCGGGACCGGGACUUGAAAAUAGUUGUUGGUCAGACUCGAAGGGCGUUGAGACGGAGAUCUUUAUUCUAUAGGGGAGAAUUGCCAUGUGUGUCAUGCGACCUUGUCCAGUUGUCGGCUAGUGAUAGAGCAUGGUAUGAUUGCGUGGUGGCUGGCCGUGCGGACCUAUAGUCUCUAGGAUCUUUCUUUUGUGUAGCGUAGCCGUUUGCCUUGGCUUUAGUCUCGCGUUUGUACUCUAUUAGGCUACGUUGGGCCCCUGCUCAGGUGGGAAUCCAAUAAAAAAGCAACCAUAUGGCUGACAUGGCCU
Trematosphaeria pertusa is the source of this 2346-nucleotide messenger RNA. Its product is annotated as HET-domain-containing protein. The record is from RefSeq and is a predicted model, not a curated record. The coding region runs from base 71 to 2113 and encodes 680 amino acids. Lineage: Eukaryota; Fungi; Ascomycota; Dothideomycetes; Pleosporales; Trematosphaeriaceae. The transcript has 2 exons.